CAUGACUGAAAGAUGUCAAACGAAGUUUACGGAAAAAUUUGAAAAUCAAAAUUAUGUUAUUUAUGUGGGAAUCCUUGUUGCUUCACUAUCCGUGUUAUAUAUUUACAGAUUUCACUUCGCGACGAUAGCAGUGAGCUAUGUGUUGGGAUGUAUGGCUUGUUAUUACGGGCUGAAUUCCAACGUUCUGGACAGUUUAGUGAAUAAAAUAAAGUGCCAUUCAGCGGUGAGCAAUGUCGUGGACGAGGCCGAGAAAAGCGGCGAAACACAAAGCUGUGCAACAUGUGGCUCCAACAGCUGUCCGCGACAUGACUCCGCUGCAUCUACUGAGCCCUGGGUGGGGCUCCAAAUACACAAGCAGUUGGACGAAGCUAUUGAGCAGUUUUACAACGCAAUACUUGAACAGUUUAUCGGCGUAUGGUACAAGAAGUUGUCUGAGAGAUGGCUCUUUACCGACGAGUUGAGGUUGCAACUGAGACGAGCCUCGGCUAGACUGCUUCGGAGAGCGCUCAAGGUUAACUACUCCCGCUUCCUAACGGAGCGUCUAAUCCCAUGCGCGCUCCGCCACUACACGCUAUACGCUGAAGCGGGAGCGGAGACGGACGCGGGCGCGGGGCGGGUAGCGAUUCAUUCCGCCGCUAGCAAUCGUGCUGCUGAGCUGAAGUAUUUGAGAAGCGUCACGGACGCUAUUAUGCCAUAUUUGCUUAAUGAUGACGAGUUACAUAGUGCUGUAUUCCACGUGUUGGUCCGUGAAAUAUUCGCCGGCUGGGUGUUAUUGUCCCUAACGGACCUCCUGGCGGACCCUUACAUUAUAAACGCGCUCAUAAUACUGGCCACGGGGGAUGAAACUAUGGCGCAGUUGAAAACUACUCCUGAUUAUAGGGUGGAGUUCCUCUCAACACUAGCUCGUCAAUCCGGUCCCACGCACGAAGAGCGAGCGAGACUUCUCCACGUAGACCUGGAACUGUUGGUCGGAGAACCACGCCAUCUAUACGCUUUCAUCUAUCUACGCUUUCAUGCAACAUCUUAUCACAAAUAUAUAGUCAAGUCUUCACCUGGAACUGCUGGUCAACUAUACGCAGCAACACGUGCUACAAGCCAACUUUUAUUUUAA
Messenger RNA from Leguminivora glycinivorella, 1111 nucleotides. Its product is annotated as sorting nexin-14-like. Gene Ontology annotation, biological process: autophagosome maturation. The transcript is spliced from 7 exons. Gene Ontology annotation, molecular function: phosphatidylinositol binding. Lineage: Eukaryota; Metazoa; Arthropoda; Insecta; Lepidoptera; Tortricidae. The record is from RefSeq and is a predicted model, not a curated record. Gene Ontology annotation, cellular component: late endosome. Bases 2 to 1111 code for a protein of 369 amino acids.